UGUGGCGGUUACUAUUUAAGUAGGUCAUUUCGAUCGUUCCCAAUUUUCAAUUUUCUUCGUUCAUUAAGAAAAUCUUCUUCGUGGAAAUAACCCAGUUUUCCUGUAUGCAUCACGAAGCUAUAAUGAAUACUAUCUGAAUUUUUUUGAAUAAUACUUCUUGAUUCAUCUAUUCUAACCUCCUCUCCUGAAACAAAUUCUGAUCUGCUAAAAAUGGCCAGUUAUCAACCAAAUAUGGCUUAUGGCUGUGAAAUCUGCGGUGCAGAAGAAUUAUCAGAGGAAGAUUUCAGACAACAUACCCAUUCUCAGCAUAUAGAUGGCAAGGGGGCCUGUCCGUUUUGUGGACUUACUGCUGUAUCAGCAUCUGAGCUAACGAUUCAUGUAAAUCAGGCUCACUUAGAUUUCCUUUCUCCUGAAUCAGAAGUUAAUAUGACUUUCAUAGAUGAUACUAGUCCAAGUGAAUAUAAUGGAGACAUGCUAAAUCAUGGUGAUCAAUCAAACAUUCCGUCUUUUCCUAGUCAUUCGAAUAGUUUUAGUUGUAGCUCAAGUUCAUUGAAAGCAAAUAUAAAUAAUAUCAAUGUUAAUGCUAAGGUCAAUGGAGGAGGUGAUUUCAGCCCUAAAAGAUUCAGUCAUGGGCAUGGUUCCCCUUUACGAUCUAGUUUGGACCUUAAAUUGAAAAAUUCCAUGUCAAAAUUGCAGUGUCCUCUUUGUAGUUUUACUAGUACUAGUCCUGAUGAGAUACAAGAACAUGUUAAUAGAAGACAUUUUGACCUCACCUCGCCUUCUAUCUCAAAAACAAAGGAAGAAAUUUUUUCUUGUCCUUUGUGUGUAAAAAAUUUUAAGUUGUCUUCAGAUCUAGAGUUACAUGUGAACAUUGAGCAUAAAGAUAUUCUUUCUCCUGCAAGUCCACCAAGGAGGACUUGCCCGGUUUGUGGAAUAAGCCUUGAUGGCGAGGAUAAUACCAGUGCUGCCAGACAUGUUGAAUCUCAUUUUAUGGGUAAUUCCCCUAGCAAUUCCGAGAAAGCUGCUUUGAGAGAAAGAGAGCAAAAAGAAUUCGAACUGUUGAGAGCCCAGUACGGGAUGGAUAACCAAGGAAACUUCAGAGAACAAUGUGUUACGAAUAUGCAAAGAGCCGUAUACGCUGGUGAAAUGAGUGUUUCCGAUUAUUACGAACGAACUCUGGAUUUGAGGGCAGCCGAAAGUAGUGGAAUCGAUGACUUCAGUUCCGUUACUAGAAGUAUAGUUCCUAGGGUACGUGCCAUGAGUUUAAAUGCACAGAACGUAGUACGGACCCUCUUAUGUACCUGCGUAGAUCAUUUUGCAUCAUCUUAUGGCGAUAAAGGAUGGGGUUGUGGCUAUAGAAAUACGCAAAUGCUGAUUUCUAGCCUACUAACUCACACUGGUUACAACGAACGUCUGUAUAGGCUGUGGCAAACUGAGAAACCUCCCAGAAGUGCUGUUCCAAGUAUUUCUAGGUUGCAAUCCCUUAUUGAACAGGCUUGGUCACAAGGAUUUGAUGUUCAGGGGUCUGAACAGCUGGAAUGUAGACUGGUCAACACCAGAAAAUGGAUCGGGGCAACCGAGGUUGUGACUCUUUUAUCAUUCUUGAGAAUCAAAUGUCAAUUAGUAGACUUCCAUCAACCUACCGGCCCUGGUGGAACCCACCCAGAAAUGUUCAAUUGGGUGCUGAAAUACUUCGAGAAUUCCAUCGGUGGCGAGUUCACGCCACCCUUAUAUCUACAACAUCAAGGGCAUAGUCGAACGAUAAUGGGCAUCGAAAUACAUCGCGAUGGCAGUUUGGUGAUGCUAGUUUUGGAUCCUAGUCAUUCCCCACAACAGAUGGCGCAGUUUGGCGAUACAAGCAGCGCGAAUGCAUCGUUGAGGUUGUUGAGGAAGAGUGAAGCAGCUAUGAAAGCCACACAGUAUCAAAUUGUCGCUGUAGUUGGGACAAUAGAUAAUGAGCAACAGUAUCAACAAUCUAAAGUUUUGAGGGGGCUGCGUUUUCCACAGGAUCGGUGAAAAUUCGAGGAAAACCCACCCGAGCUAACCGCACUACCUUAUGCUGUUCAUUUUUGUGCAGAAAUUUUAUCAAAGGUACGAAUUUUCAUUUAAACUAUCUCAAGUUACCUGCCACUAGGAUAUAUUUCGAAUAGUUAUUUAUCUAACGACAUCGCCUUUAAAAUAUAUAUUUAUUCGAAAGUUCAAUUAAUUGAAAAUCCAUAUCUUUAGAAAUAAUGCAAUAAAACUUUGACAAUUCAUUACUUAUUGGAAAACUUGAAAUUUUAUCAUGCUAGUAAGACAAUAAAAUUAUAGCUCUUUUCCUCAUCUGUUUAUGGUCAAUUUAAAAUUUUAACGAAGAGUAUCAGAAAAAAAAAUCAAAUAUUUCGAAUAAAAUGUCUUUAUAGCAAUAUGAGAAAACUGAUCAAUCGACAUAUAUGCAUAUUGUUUUCCAUUGCUCAGUGCAAAUUGAAAUACUCAAUAUCAAGUGAACUGCUCCAACUGAACUAUUUAUACAUAUUUAGAAUUCGGUCUAUUAAUUUAUAUUUUUAUUAUUGUAGUUUGGGUUUUUCAAUUAAAAUCCUUUGUUCAUUUUAAAUGCUUACUCUAAUUGUGAUUUACAUUUAAGUUUGAAUCCAAGUACCUAGUUUGUAAGACUUGAUUUUAUUGUUGUUUGUUUUGUUGAACUUUGAUAUUGUACAUACUUUUUAUCUUAUUAUCAUGUUGACCAAUUUUAUCGCAUAAAGUCGCAUUAUCAAAAUAUCUUGGGUGCUUAAAUCAGAUGUCAAGAAAAAGAAGAAACCUUGCUUUUAUUUAUUGUUGAAGCUUAUCAGUAUUGAAAAAAAUAUUCUAAAUUAUAGUUACUACCAUUGAGUGAGUGGGAUUCCGAUUAUUUCCUAGUAGGAUAGAUUUCCAGAAAUUGCAACAAGCCAUUAUAGUGUCAUGACGCUUCUUUAUAACUUUUGGCAGUGUGAACAAGCUGUAUAAAAUUGUAUGAAAACAAGUAAAAAGUAAAUAAUUGAUGAUUAUGAUGAUAAGCUUGAAAUUAGGACCUCCAAAUAGUUUUGGAUAGUUAAUUUCAGAAUAUAGUUAAAGCAAACCUUAUUAGAAAUGUUGAAAAAUGAUCUGACUUUCAGAUUACCAUUUAUAAUAUAAGAAAAUCUCAUUGAUGAUUGAAAUAUCAAGAUAUUUUAGUAUUUGGAACAUGCUGUAACCUGUUAUUUGUGAAAAUUUUAUUGUUUCCACUAUAACGAAUAUCAAAACAAUUAAUAGUUAUAAUUAUUAAGAGUGAAAAAUUCUAGUCAUGUGUUUCCAUGAAAAUGGCCAGAAGACUUAAUUUACAAAGUCGACGUUAGAACAAUGUGCUUGUUCAUUCUGUCAUCUGUUGACUGCUAAAAGUUCCCAAAUAGGAUAUAUAGGUAUUUGAUUUAUCAGAUAUCACCUGUUAUUUGAUCUCUUAGUUGUAAAGACACAUUUUAAAUUGAAGAUUCAAUAAAUUAUCUGAAAAUUA
This is a messenger RNA of Coccinella septempunctata (seven-spotted ladybird), 3505 nucleotides long. Its product is annotated as zinc finger-containing ubiquitin peptidase 1-like. The transcript has 9 exons. Bases 211 to 2016 code for a protein of 601 amino acids. Gene Ontology annotation, cellular component: nucleus. Gene Ontology annotation, biological process: regulation of gene expression. Lineage: Eukaryota; Metazoa; Arthropoda; Insecta; Coleoptera; Coccinellidae. The record is from RefSeq and is a predicted model, not a curated record.